Molecule: messenger RNA, 1666 nt
Organism: Staurois parvus
Lineage: Eukaryota; Metazoa; Chordata; Amphibia; Anura; Ranidae
Source: the annotation of a GenBank genome assembly
CCAGGAAAAUGGCGGCAAAUCUUUGGUCACUCUUCGUGUGGACAACAUGGGAUUUUAUCUCUACUGGACUUGCCCAAACAUGGAAGUUGAUAUUUUAGAUAUAAGUUUAAUCCGAGACACAAGGACAGGAAAGUACGCUAAAAUACCAAAGGACUUCCGUAUGAGGGAAAUUUUAGGCUUUACGUCAGCUGAGCAACGUCCUGAAGAUAAACUUGUUACAGUCGUAUAUGGCACGGACAUGGUUAACAUCAAUUUCCUCAACUUCAUGGCUGUUCAGGAGGAUACAGCAAAGGUUUGGACAGAAGGACUAUUUAAACUGGCCACAAAUAUUUUGGCACAGAAUUCAUCUCGGAACUCGUUUCUGCAAAAAGCUUACAGCAAGCUGAAACUCCAGGUGAAUCAGGAUGGACGAAUACCAGUCAAGAACAUCCUUAAGAUGUUUGCCGCUGACAAGAAAAGAGUAGAGACUGCGCUGGAGUCCUGUGCGCUGAACUUUAAUAGGGGUGAGUCUAUUAAACCAGAGGAAUUUACCCUCGAAAUUUUUGAGCGAUUUCUGAAUAAGCUAUGCCUGCGGCCAGAUAUUGAUAAGAUCCUAAUAGAAAAUGGAGCUAAAGGGAAGCCCUAUUUAACUCUGGAGCAGCUAAUGGAGUUUGUAAACCAGAAACAGAGGGAUCCAAGGCUCAAUGAGAUCCUUUUCCCACCUCUUAAAAGGGACCAGGUGCGUCAGCUUAUUGAAAAAUACGAGCCCAACAAACAGUUUCUUGAAAGAGACCAGAUCUCUAUGGAAGGUUUUAGCCGUUUUCUGGGUGGGGAUGAAAACAGCAUUGUUCCUCCAGAGGCCUUGGAUCUUAGUGAUGACAUGACACAGCCGCUCACCAGUUACUUUAUCAACUCUUCCCACAAUACCUACCUCACUGCUGGUCAGCUGACGGGGAACUCAUCAGUAGAGAUGUACAGACAGGUGCUGCUCACAGGCUGCCGUUGUAUCGAGUUGGACUGCUGGAAAGGACGUCCCCAAGAUGAAGAACCAUUCAUUACUCAUGGUUUCACCAUGACCACUGAGAUACCUUUUAAGGAAGUAAUUGAAGCAAUAGCAGAAAGUGCCUUCAAAACCUCCCCAUUUCCAGUCAUUUUAUCUUUUGAAAAUCAUGUUGACUCAGCAAAGCAACAAGCUAAGAUGGCCGAAUACUGCAGAAACAUCUUUGGAGAUGCACUUCUAACUGAACCGCUAGAGAAAUAUCCUCUCCAGCCAGGACUGUCUCUUCCAAGCCCUCAAGAACUGUUGGGGAAAAUCUUGGUAAAGAAUAAAAAAAGGCACAGAGUGGGGGUAAAGGGUCCUGAAGGCAGUGUGAAAAGAAGAGUCAGUGAACAGCCAUCCAAUACUUACAGUGACUCCUCCAGCAUCUGUGUGAUUCACCUGCAGUAGGUAUUGUGAACUCUGACUCAGCUGAUGUAUCUUUGACACUUUCUAAUGGAGAUGAACAAAUAGAGGAGAGGAUUCCCAAGUGUGCAGAGCCACGGAAAUCCAUAGAUCGUGAUGCUUAUAGUGAGGAGGAGGAGGAUGAAGAACCCUCUGACCCUAAAAAGUCAGAUGAAGGCACUGCUAGCAGUGAAGUCAGUGCUACUGAAGAAAUGUCCAAUCUUGUUAACUACGUGGAACCUGUAA